AUGAACGCCUACCAGUACCCUCCUCAUCAGCAGCAGCAAUCUCCUCAACAUCUUAAUUCUCAGCAGCAGCAGCAACAACAUCACCAAUCUCAAUCUUCACCGACUGCAGCGGUGAACCCGAAUCAGGCUCAGUCGCACGGUAGUGGUAUUAAUCCUGCCAUGCUUCAGGGCGCGCAGCAUGCGUCCGCACAGGGUGGUGCGGGCGGCCGUAUGCCUGGCGCGGCUGCUGGUAUGAGCCAGCAGGCGCAGAUGCUUGCUCGUCAACAACAGAUGAUGGCGGGCAUGGGUGGUGGUGGUGGUGGUGGAAUGGGUGGUAUGAACGGUAUGGCUAGCUUAAGUGGCAUGGGCAACAUGUCUGGUAUGGGAGCCGCCAGUGGUAUGGGGGGUAUGAGUAACAUGGGGAACAUGGGCAUGCCGAAUGGCGCGAUGAACAUGAAUAUGGCCAACCGUAUAAAUAGUAUGAACAUGCCUGGCAUGGGAGGCAUGAGCGGUAUGGGCAUGAAUAAUAUGGGAUCGAUGGAUCUCUUCAAGCCAAAUAACGUUCCUGGAGGCGCAGGUGGAGGAUCUGGAGGAAUGAACAUGGGCCUCGACAACGGCAUGACGAUUAACCCUGCCAUGCUUGGCUCGGCGAAUCCGAAUGCAAACGGUGGUGCAGGGAUGUCACCUCAGGAUUUGCAGAAGGUGAUGGCGGCACGACAGGCCGCGCUCGGUAUGAGCGGAAUGAACAACAUGGGAGGUAUGAAUAAUAUGGCUGGCAUGAACGGUAUGGGAAGUAUGGCCGGCAUGGGCGGAAUGGCAGGCAUGGGUAGCAUGGGAAGUCUCGGUGGCAUGAACGAGAUGAACGGCAUGAAUAUGGGUAUGAACAUGAUGGGAGCGAGUGCACAACAACAAGCCAUGAUGCAGCAGUACUUAGCUCAACAACAAGCUCGCCAACAGCAACAAGCCCAAUCGCAAAGCCAUUCCCCGCAGUCCGCAACUCACACUCCUGCUUCUGCUUCUGGAGGAAACCCAUACCCGCCUUUCCCUCCACAAAGUCAGUCUCAACAAAUGCAAGGUCAAAACGUUAGCGCAGGUUCAAUGCCACCGCCGCCUCCGCGUCCGAAUACAGCGAUGUCGGCCUCAUCACAACAUGGGAUCGGGAUGGGUAUUCCACGUCCGCCGUCGACCAUGCACAACCAACAGGCGAUGCAUGGUCAACAGCCGCAGCAAAUGGGUCAUGGGUCAAUAUCAAGACCUGGAACUGCUUCGGGAUUCCGACCUUCGAGCUCGGCAGGAGAAGCCCCGCGUACACCUCAUACACCGAACCUUGCAAAUCAGCAAGGCUCGGGUGGUAUGCAGAGUAUGGGCCAGGGCCAAGGCCAGCACGUACGUGAACCCUCACAUCCACCUUCGCGUCCCCAGACGGCUGCGUCAAAUCAUGGAUCUAUGCAGAGUGGCAUGAACGGUAAAUAUCCGAUGGGAGUGAGCGGGAUGGGUGGUGCUGGCGGUAUGAACAACAUGGGUAACAUGGGUAACAUGAGCAGCAUGCCAGGAAUGAACCUCAUGGGCGGCGCUGGUGGAGGAAUGAUGCCGCCACCGACUAUUCCGCGUCAAGGUUCUCUUGGUCCAUCCUCGCAACCUCAGUCGUCUAUGCAGCCUCCGAACACGCCACAUGGAAUGCAUCACAAUCAGCAACACGGCAUGAUGCCUGGCCAUGGGCAUGGUUCACCUUUAUCUGCUUCCGCACCAGGAUCUGCAGGGCUCCAGCGGACACCGAGUAUCGGCGAGGGACUCGGCGGUAUGGGUGCUGGUAUGGGUGGCGCGGGUAUGGACGACCCAAUGGGGAACAUGUCUGGUAUGAAUACGGGACUUGGCAUGGGCUCGGGUAUGUCCAAUGCAGCUAUGACGCCCGGAAUGGGGAUAGGUGUGGGUGGUAUAGGAGGAAUUGGCGUAGGAGGCAUAGGCGGGAUGAGCCAGAUGCAACAUAUGCAGGAGAUGCAGCAACGUAAGGCAAUUGCACUCAACGAGUACCAUAAACAACAAGCUGCACGACAACAGCAACUGGCACAUCAGCAGCAGCAACAACAACAUCAGGGUCCGACUCCCAACAGCGCUGCCGUUGUACCCUCUCCUGGUGCGGCGAUUCCUUCAGCAGGAAUGAGUGCGGGACCGGGAGCUGAUGCACAGGGCAUCAACAUGGCACAAGGACACGUCCCUGCAAAUCAGAUCUCUAUACCUGGUGCAGGGAUGAAUGUGGGCAUGGGUGCUAUGGGUACACCUACGCGCCCUCCUACAACUGGAAGAACAAGCAUGCCACCACCACCUGGCUCAGCAGCGGCGAUGUCCAUGGGUGGCGUCGCACCGUUGUCUGGUGCCAGUUCCGGCGUGAGCGCUGGUACUGUACCGCCGCCUGCAACAUCUGCCUCUGGUGCCUCCGUUUCCCCUUCUGUCAACGGUGCUGCUGCACCGACCUCUGCUGCCAACGGCUCUGCAUCCACGUCCUCCGCCGCGAAUGCACAGAACGCUCUUGCCGCAUCACUUCCUCCACUCCCUGCUGGUGUACUCAAUCAAGCAACGACACGCAUGACAGUUAUCCCCAUCUCCGAGUCCGCUAAGCAAAUACCCCCGUUAUCGCAAGAGGAGAUCGAAAAGGUUGCUGGGUGGUUGAAGACAGAUCGCGAGUACGAGGCACGGUUUCGAGCGAUGGUCACUCGUUCGAAGGCGGAGCUUGCUGUACUGCAACGUCCACGGUGGUGGGAGCGAGAUACGAAUCCUGCCGCGAUCGCCGCAGCGCAGCGAAGGCCGAAAGAGAAGUUUGAGCUGAGCUACCCUCAUGGUGCUCCACAGUCGCGUGAGGCUGCUGCAGCUGCCGCGAGGCGGAGGGGCCGGAGAAGAGAGGGUUUGAAGAUCCCUGGAAGGUUGAAAGAUGCGGAUGCGGAGCGAGGGGAACAGCUCGUACCGAUUCGAUUGGAGUUCGAUGUCGAGCAUCAUAAGUACCGGGAUACCUUUGUGUGGAAUUUGAAUGAUCCGAUCGUCACUCCUGAGGCGUUUGCGCAAUCUUUGAUCGACGAUUAUGGAUUGUCGUCGGGGUAUCAUUCACAGAUUACGAAGCAGAUUCAAGAGCAGUUGAGCGACUUCAAGGCGCAUACUGCUACUCUUGUGGAUGUCAGCAACGAUUUGGACCUUUCGUCCAAUGGGAUGGAUGUGAAAGCACCGCCUAUACAUGGGUUAAUCAAGGACGACAGCGAUGAAGCGAAGUUCUGGGCUUCGUGGAGAGGGAAACUGAGGACGCGGACUGGGGCUGUGAAGACGAACGCGCUUUUGAAGGAGCUUGCGGCGGAAAUGGCGAGUAUGGAACGCUCGAGAAAGAGGAAGCGGAGUGCGGUGGAGAAGGAGAAAGGCAGAGAAAAGGAGAAAGGCAAAAACAAAGACGCUACCGCUACCGCUGCGACACCAGCAACACCGGUAACAGCGGCAUCAGCUUCUGCAGAGGAGUUGAAGCCCAUUCCAGGGGCAGAUCAGAGUAUGGAUGUUGAAAUGCGUGAUGCGGAAGAGGAUAUUAUGCAUGAGGAGAUGAGGAUUGAGAUUAAGAUUGAUGUCACUGUUGGCGAGAUGAAGCUGGAUGAUACCUUUGAGUGGGAUAUCGAGAAUGCGGAUCCUACGCCAGAACAAUUCGCGGAGGUAUAUUGCACCGAUCUCGGGCUUUCUAGUGAAUUCAAGACUGCUGUUGCACACUCGAUUCGCGAGCAAGUUAGCACGUAUCAGAAAUCACUCUUCCUCGUCGGACAUCCCUCAGAUGGCUCAGCCGUACAAGACGAUGACCUGCGCAUGUCAUUCAUACCUACAGUUACCUUUGUGACGCGCCCGCUUGAUCAGACAACGUUGACCCAACCUGUUAUCAACUAUCUUAGCGACGGAGAGCUCGACCGGCUCGACAAGGAACGUGAAAAGGAGGCGAACAAGCGUAGGAAGCGUAAUACUCGCGGACGUCGUGGAAUUACACUCCCGGAUCGUGAACCGAUUAGGACUCAUCGUACUCCUGCAAUCGGUUUCCCGGAGAUUGAUCCGUCGACUCUCGCACUUGCUGCUGCUGCGGCAGCACCGACUUCACGUAGAGCCGCGGCCGCCGCUGCUUCCGUCACGAUUGCGAACAUGGUCGCAUCGGAGAAUGGUACGACUGUGCUUCCUCAGGUGACUCCACAGCCUUCUGUGCCGACGCUUCCUACGUCCAAGGUGCCGAAACCGCGUGGUUCGUUCAAAGCACCUUCAUAUCCGAGUUCGGUUCUCAAGUCUCGCGCGAAUAUUACGUCGCCGACUCCGUCGACCAUGGUGGACAGCGCUGUGCACGAGCCGCCGUUAGAGGGCGAUGCACCAUUACCAGUGUCGGCUCCUGCUACCCCUUCUGCGCCUCCGUCUAAGGCGACAAACGUUCCGAUGACAGCCCGUCGGCAACGGGAGCUGGAGAAGGAGGCCAAGGAGCGCGAGUUUGCGGAUGGACAGCGCGCGAAUAUGAUCAAUGGAGUGUGGCAUUGCUCGAAUUGCGGUUGUCCGGAUAGUGUAGCUGUUGGACGAAGGAAGGGACCGCUUGGAGAUAAGUCGCAGUGUGGUGCAUGUGGAAAAUUCUGGCAUAGGCAUCGAAGACCGCGACCCGUUGAGUAUCACACGGAUCCAGAGUAUCAUCUUAACCUGAAGAUGGAAAGCGAACGGGCGAAAGCUAGUGCUAAGAAGCGUGGUGGUGCAGCAGCCCUGCGUGCAUUGAACCAGCAGCAAAAGCAGGAUGACCAAGCAGCAACACCAGCUUCUGUACCAGAUGAGCCUGCGUCACCAGCCGCGUCCAAGAACGAGGUGUGGGUCGAGAUUAACAAGUCAACGAAAAAGGCGUCUGUUGUGGCAGAUGGACUGGAUCUUGACCGUCCGCUUUCACCGGCGUCGGAUAUUAGUUCGAGUGCGUCGGAGAAACCGCUUGCGCAGGGUUUGCUUCAGGCAAACGGGACGGCGAGUGUGAGUAGGCCUGCUUCGGCGGCUGCUACGCCGUUGAAAGGGAGCUCUGAGCUUCCUGUGCAUAAUGAAGCGUCAUCGUCUGUCACGAAACCGGCACAUGCUCCUCCAUUGAAGGAGUCGAGUUCCUCUGAGCCGCCGUCUGCUACACCGGCGAGUGCAACUCCUGGUCCAGAUUCGGCUGUAUCACAAGGUCCGCCUAUGCCCAGACCUGUUCGACCGCAAUGGCAAGAGGGUGCACUAGCUGAGAUGCAAGCUCGGUAUCCGGACGACAGGUUUGAAAUCAUCCUGCGCAAGCAAAAUAAUGGGAACCAACCGGAGUGGCGUGUCAAGUGUCUCGAUUGUCCUGGAAAAUUGUAUACUCCUGGUCCUGGCGAGUCACUGUCGAACUUUGAAGUCCACUUGAAAAAUCGACAACAUCGUGCGAAGGUGCACGGGCGUUUGCAUGGUGGAGCUGCCCAGACGUAG
Molecule: messenger RNA, 5445 nt
Organism: Fomitiporia mediterranea MF3/22
Lineage: Eukaryota; Fungi; Basidiomycota; Agaricomycetes; Hymenochaetales; Hymenochaetaceae
Product: SNF5-domain-containing protein
Exons: 8
Coding region: 1-5445 (1814 amino acids)
Biological process (GO): regulation of transcription by RNA polymerase II; chromatin remodeling
Cellular component (GO): nucleus; nuclear chromosome; SWI/SNF complex
Molecular function (GO): transcription coregulator activity; zinc ion binding
Source: RefSeq, a predicted model, not a curated record